GUCGGAUUCACUGACAGUCUCCUCGACAGCUUCGAGACGCUCAAGCUCUCCUGCUACAAUAAUCUCAGGCUGAGUGUUUGAGUCCUUUUUGACCUUGUAGGUGAAGUCACACUUAAUUAGUUCAACCCAGUGAUUUCCGUGGCCCAUUCAAUUGCCUCACGUCUAGAAGGUGAUUUUAGCUCGAACUUGGAAUCUACACCGUAAUCUCGCAGCUGUUUUGAGUAUAUGAAAACAGAACGCAAGAAGUUCAAUGUACUCCAUUGUCGAAAGAACCGCGGUCAUUUUGGAAUUUACCUCCAACAACAACCAACACCUCAAACAUCAUGCCUUCCAACCCCAAGUCCGCCCGUAUGACCUAUCGUUUCCUCGGAAAUUCCGGUCUUCUCGUUUCCAAGCUCUCGCUUGGUAGCUGGAUGGACGUCAAUGACAAGUACACCGCCGACGCCUGGUACGACAUGAUGAAGCUAGCCUUCGAACACGGUGUCAACUUCUUCGACAACGCAGAAGUAUACGGCGGAGGUCUCGCGGAGAAGAACAUGGGCGCAGCUAUCAAGAAAGGCAUCGCGGAAGGGACCUGGAGCCGUGAGGACCUCGUCAUCACCACCAAGAUCUUCUUCGGACCUAAGGAUUUCAUGGCGGAACGACGUCCAAACGAGAUGGGUUUGAGUCGUAAGCAUAUUGUGGAAGGCACGAAGGCGUCGCUGAAGAGGUUGGAGCAGGAAUACGUCGACGUCAUCUUCUGCCACCGCCCCGAGCCGUACACGCCCAUCGAGGAGACUGUCCGAGCUAUGAACUACGUGAUCAACCAAGGCUGGGCCUUCUACUGGGGCACCAGUCAGUGGAGCGCUGCUGAGAUCAUCGAAGCGUGCGAGAUCGCCGACCGUCUCGGACUGAUCCGGCCCAUCGUGGAGCAGACGAUCUAUAGUAUCUUGGAUCGCAACAAGGUCGAGUUCGAGUAUGUCGAUUUGUACAAGAAGUACAAGCUCGGUCUUACGACUUGGUCGCCUCUUGCGUAUGGGGCACUGACCGGCAAGUACAGUGCUGGGACGCCUGAGGGUUCCCGUAUGGCCAAUCCGCUUUUCAAGUCUUUUUCGCCAGAUUUCGCGGAGCGUGUGGCCAAGGCAGACAAGCUGAAGCCUCUGGCUGAAAAGCUCGGUAUCUCUAUGGCAGAGUUGGCUGUCGCCUGGUGUGUCAGUAACGAGAAUGUGUCGACGGUCAUGAUUGGUGCCAAGACGUUGGAGCAACUGGGGCAGAACCUCAAGGCACUUGAGGCGUUGGAGAAGAUUACUCCGGAAGUGAAGGCAGAGAUCGACUCGCUAAUUCCGUUUGUGCCGGAGCUAUCGAAGCCCGAUGGAGCUGAGAUGAUGCGAGCGCAGUUUCUGUAGUGGCAUACACAGAUCGUCAUCAGUGGCGGUAAUUCAUAGCCUCUCGAGCUUGGAAAUGCUACAUUAGCCAUACUACAAGCUGAAGAACGAUAGGUUUUCAGAGAUUUAAAGCAAUUGGAAAGUAUUGCUUGUAAGUGAGGAAUUUACUGUAUACGAAGCCUCCUAAUCCACACAUUGCACCUUGCGUGACCUAUACAGGUCAACGUACUCGAACUCCACA
Messenger RNA from Phytophthora nicotianae INRA-310, 1605 nucleotides. RefSeq lists its product as hypothetical. Lineage: Eukaryota; Oomycota; Peronosporomycetes; Peronosporales; Peronosporaceae. The record is from RefSeq and is a predicted model, not a curated record. The transcript has a single exon. Bases 324 to 1385 code for a protein of 353 amino acids.